Rotaria sordida is the source of this 1635-nucleotide messenger RNA. Lineage: Eukaryota; Metazoa; Rotifera; Eurotatoria; Philodinida; Philodinidae. The record is from the annotation of a GenBank genome assembly.
AUGGGAGCGUUCUCGGUUAAUGUAUCCGGUCCAACUAGUGUUGCUUUCCAGUCCGUGACCACCGCGAUAACAACCACAACGACGGCAUCAACAUGUUCUUCGUCUGCUAUUAUUUCAUGCUAUUUAAAUGCAUUAACAAACAAUAGUUCAACUGUCUACUUCACCUUACAUGGAUCAUUACCUGGUAUGGCACCACAAUUUCUCUUUGGCAAUUUAUUACAAACUGGUGUCAUCUGGCGAGGCGAACCACUGCCUAAUGUACUACGACAGUUUCGAGAUAAAUUCGGUGAUGUCUUUCAAUUUUGGUUUGGUCCAGCUCGUAUGGUUGUUGUGAGUUGUCUCGAAGAUGUACAACAUAUUUUUUCCCAUCGACAUAUAUACGAGCAAGCAGACGUAUUUGAUGAAAAAAUGAAGUCUAUCGUGCCGAAUUCAAUCUUUUGUCUCACAGGAUCCAAAUAUAAGCGUCACACAACUAUUACCCAUCCAUUAUUUCGUCGUGGUAAAAUUGUCAACCAUUUGGAUACAAUAAUAAAUUGUACAGAUAAAUUGUUGACUCGUUGGCGAACGAACAACGACGAUCCAAAUUAUAUUCAUUUAAAUAUGUUUGAACAACUGCAACAGUUAGUUCUUGAGACAUUUAGUCUUAUUUUCUUUGAUUAUUCUCUCCAAACAAUGGAUAAUCAAGGAGAUAGGAAUAGGAAUGAAUUUGCUCAUGCAAUAUAUACGGUUUUGAACACGAUUAUAACAGUAAUAAAAAUGCCAACAUUCAUCGGUCGUCUAUACUUGUUACUUAAUCUCAAAUAUCGACGAUCACGUGACCUUGUUAAUCAGCACUUAUAUCGUAUGAUUGAACAAGAGUUGCAAGAGACACCAAUGAUGAGAGCUGAACGUAAGAAACUAAGUUUGAUUGCAUCAUUAAUCGCUUCAUUACAACAAGAUGAAAAACUUGAAGCAUCAAAGACUGAAGAAGACAAAAAAGGACUUUCCCGUGCUGAAGUACUGGAUGAAAUGCUGUCAUUUCUCAUAGCAGGUUAUUCGACAACAACAGCUGCACUGACCUGGUUCAUUCAUUUAAUGAGCAUACAUCCUGAAGUGCAGAACAAAGUCAAGAAAGAAUUGGCUCAGUAUAAUAUGCAAUCACUCUCCGUCGAACAACUCGAUUCCUUCACCUAUUUGGAUUGUGUUCUUCGUGAAAUGUUUCGCUUUGUUCCACCUGGUUUCGGCACGUUACGUACACUUACUGUCGAUGAUCGAUUGCCAUCAACUGGAGCUGAAUUGAGAAAAGGCGAUCUUGUGCUCAUUGGCAUACAUAACAUGGGACGGGAUAGACGUUAUUGGUCAGGACCAGUUGAUCCUGACCAGUUUUAUCCUGAACGAUUUUUAGUGGAAGGUAACGAUGCCAAUAAUAACAAAGCAGCAUCGAUUUCAUUUGGUGGUGGUCAUCGUCAAUGUAUUGGUCAAGAUUUGGCUCGAUUUGAAGUGAAGGCUAUUUGUGCUCGACUGAUGCAACGUGUGACAUUCGGUGAUGGUGGACCGGAAGUCAAUUCCGGUGAAUAUGCCGGCGAUGAAGGAGAUGCAGUCACACCAAAACGCAUGGGUGUCACAAUCACAUUCGACCCUGAUUAUAGCACAUAG